AUGUCUUCUCCCACAUCCCCUACAUCUCCCAUAUCCCCUCUUACGCCUGUUUCUCCGGGUUCCCCUCCCCCGAUGCAGGAAUUGUCUAGAACGUCGAUUACCAUUACACGUCCACUAGCUAGUGUACCUGAAGAUAAACGCGUAGCCAAUGUCAAGAGGCAGUCAUGGAUGACUCACAAGUCGCGUUGGUCUGUUGCUUCGUUUUCAUCCAUCACGUCCUCGACCCCUCUCUCCUGGGGCCGCCCAAGAGGUUUGUCAACUACCGAUCCCGAAAAGGCCGCGCAAAUAUGCCAGCAGAGCAUCGACAAAGCCAUCCAGGAUGACAUAGCGGCUACAGAGCCUGAAGAACGCAACUACCACCGGCAAUCCCCAUACUGGCUUUUCACAAUGAUUUGGGCCCACCAGAUUUGGUGGAUCAUCACUGCAUUAUGCAACAUCCCCGUCUACUUGCGACUGGCCGCUCUUCCAUCUGGUCCGGAGCGUUUGAGCCUCGUCGCGGAUGCUUCGCUUAUUAAUCUCACCAUUGUGGUACUCGUUCGAAAUGAACUGCUUCUUGCUGGUCUUUACUGGUCUUUCAACUACGUUCCAUUCCGGAGGUUCUACUUCCAUCGCAUGAUUCAUUCCAUAGGAGGUUUGCACGUUGGGUGUGCGUUUGCAACCUUCCUGUGGAUCAUCUUCUACGUCGUAGAGUUGGGCAAGAACACCCCUUUCAAUACACCCCUGAAUAUCGCCAUGUUUAUUACGGCGCUCAUACUCCCCUUGGGAAUCGCCGUUAUCAUAACGUUUGCCUUACGUCCCUUGCGUGAACGCUAUCACAACAUCUGGGAGUAUACACAUCGCUUCGUCGGAUGGUUUAUCGUUGCCGAUCUUGUCGCUCAUCUGACACUCAAGGCUCUCGCACUUCCCAACCCACGCGAUCUUUUCCAUACUGCCCUACCCUAUCUCACGAUUGCCUGCGUGAUCUCGAUCUUCUACGUUUGGUUCACCGUUCGGCGUGCGAAGGUUACGAUCAAUGCAAAUCAUAGCGUGGCAAUUGUCAAGUUCCAGGGUCUCCCCACUCUCGACGAUGGGACGUUUGCGCGGAUCAGUCGGAACGGUUUAGAGUGGCAUGCUUUCUCGGUUGCCACGACCGACUUUGAGAAGCGCGAGUUCUCCCUCAUUGUGGGUCGUGCUGGGGAUUGGACUACCAAAUUGAUUCACGACUCGGUCGCGCGUGAAGGCCCAGAGCGCCUCUAUAUUCGAGGAGUCAAUCCACCAGGUUUCAUGCAUAUGCAUCACGCCUAUAAGAAAGUGGUCACCAUUUGUACUGGUGCAGGUAUCGCCCCCGCGCUUCCUCACAUCGCUCAAAAAACUAGCGACAUCUUCUUGGUGUGGAUAGCCAAGAAUCACGAGAAAACAUACGGAAAGGAUGUUUGGGACACUGUCACGUCCAAUUUGCCGUCGGACCAGAUGCUUUUGCAUGAUACUGGUGCUUCAGGGAGACCUGACAUCGCAUCACUUAUUGAGCGAGUCGCCAAACAGCACGAAGCAGAGGCGGUCUUCGUUGUGAGCAAUGACCCGUACACUAUUCUUUGCGCCAACAUCUGCUGGCGUCUUGGCCUUCGCUGCUAUGGUGCAACCCGAGACUCAUAA
This is a messenger RNA of Rhizoctonia solani, 1632 nucleotides long. RefSeq lists its product as uncharacterized. Lineage: Eukaryota; Fungi; Basidiomycota; Agaricomycetes; Cantharellales; Ceratobasidiaceae. The record is from RefSeq and is a predicted model, not a curated record. Bases 1 to 1632 code for a protein of 543 amino acids. The transcript is spliced from 6 exons.